Molecule: messenger RNA, 1815 nt
Organism: Bipolaris oryzae ATCC 44560
Lineage: Eukaryota; Fungi; Ascomycota; Dothideomycetes; Pleosporales; Pleosporaceae
Exons: 4
Coding region: 1-1815 (604 amino acids)
Source: RefSeq, a predicted model, not a curated record
AUGUCUACCGAACCUCAUUCGCCGCUGCACCAGAGUGUCGGCGCUGACAGCCAUGCUCAUCCAUCGCCAGUUACGACAACCAUAGCGAACCCGCACAUGAUAGCUCUCUUGGCUCAAGUGACUUUUGACGUGAAGAUGCACGGUCUCGCUGCAAACUCAAACGCACAACCUUGCAAGAUGUACCACCCAAGGCUACGCAAGUCACAAGUCACGCAGCAAGAUUAUGUCGACCAAGUUUCCCUUCUUCCCUGUCUCAUCCAGUCUUUUCCCGAGAAUUACGCGUGCUUCAUAAAUAUCGAUGUUUCCUCUCUUCUUUAUGACAUGAUUGAUGCCUUCUACGAAGAGCGUACGAGCCAUCCUGCUCUGCAAAGCCUCCACUGGUCGCUUGGUUCUGGUGAUCUUCAUACCUUUGUCUACAACUUCAUCUCCAUACAGGACUGCUUUCAGAACACCCCAGCUGGACCAUGCAUCUUCGUCAAAUGUUCAAUUGAUUGGUUUUCCUUUCCGUUGAUUGCUGUCAAUGCCGAUAUAGCCUGGUACCCCCCUGCCUUCGAUUUCAUGGUUGGUCCUGCUCAGAUAAGGCCAGGAGCUCGAUAUAUCAUUGCCCCUUGCCGCCGCCCGAUCCUUCAAGAGCCUGGAAUAUCGGGAUGCAAGAGCUUUCCCGAUUAUGUCAGAUAUGUUGUGACAAAGUCUUCCUCCAUGGUUAAAUGGGACCAUAAGGCCAAGCUCUUCCGCAUGCAGGCCCCAGACAAGUUAGAGGGCAACACAGCAGCAGUAUUGGAGACAAUAAUACAAGCUAAAAUUAUCACACGCUUUCCAGAAAAGGUGCGUUUCGAACGUAGAUCGCGGUACGCCAUCAAAUUCAACACGGUACACGCCCGACAAUUUGACUCGGUGACGGAAACCCACCGAGCACUGACUACACUAAUAUUGGCUAUACCACCGCACAAAAGCACCGAAUCUCUUCAACUAUAUGGUUGUCGGCAUGGCCCUACUUCUCUUCCAGAUUCUCUGGUCGAUCGGGUGGACCGCGGCCCCGAUCCCGAUCCCGAUAGCGAGUGCUAUAAGAAGGGUUACGCCGAAUCCGCUGCCUCAAGUGUCUCUAUGCAUAACGUACACGAUUUAGAGUUGGAACCUGGCGCAAAAGUAUCGAGAAAGCGCACGAAUUCAUCGCAUGCAGACAACGCAACCCGUGCCGACGAAAACUUCAUGAAUAGUGCCCCAGAUAUUCAGCUUAAGCGCCAAAAGCUGGAGAAGAACAAUAUGGCUGACAGCCACGUCGAAUCACCACCUACAAACCUACCAUAUCCUAUGCUUCAAUCGAUGCAGGACGACACACCUGAUGCCAAAUCUUGGACACGCGAGUCGCGGCAUUCCGGUGUCUUGAUGAAUACGGCCACGUUCUCAAUCAAGAUCGAUUCUCCAUCUUCUCAGCUGCAGAAUGAGUCUGAUGAAGUGAUCCACAAGAAGCCCAAUCGGGUAAGGAAUGAGCGGUAUCCGACGCCGCCGCCGUCUACAAAUUCGAUGCUUGGCUCUAGCUCCGACUAUGGAAAUUAUUUUCAUGAAGCUGGCCACCCUUGUACUCACACAUCGCCGAUAGCCCAAGGUAGGAAUGGGCCCCGGUCUCCAUGGGAACUGUCACAGGAUACUAUCCAGCACAACUACCAUGAAUUCGAGGCGAUGGCGCUGUGUCAGUCGAAGAAUCAAGCUGAUUGGGGUGAUGCGAGCUUUGAGGAGAUAUUCAUGGAAGAGAGCGAUGCUGAAGAUUGGCGCUCAUCUGAUCUUGAUGACCUAGGUGAGGAGAUGGAUGGCUAG